AUGGGUUUUGCCAAGAAAGAGUAUGAGUUUCUAAGCGGGAUCGGUCUGGGUCCCGAGAAUCCUGGUGGCUUCAUCAAUGGCAAGUGGAAGGCAAGUGGCCCAGUUAUCUCUACUGUUAACCCUUCUAACAAUCAGCAAAUUGCUAAAGUCACGGAAGUGUCUAUAGAAGAUUAUGAGGAGGGCUUGCGUGCCUGCAAUGAAGCAGCCAAGACAUGGAAGAGUCUCCCAGCACCAAAAAGAGGUGAGAUUGUUAGGCAAAUAGGAGACGCAUUAAGAGAGAAAUUGCAGCAUCUGGGUAGGCUUGUGUCCCUCGAGAUGGGAAAAAUACUUGCUGAAGGAAUUGGGGAAGUUCAGGAAGUUAUUGAUAUGUGUGACUAUGCUGUUGGACUGAGCCGACAACUGAAUGGAUCUAUCGUACCUUCCGAACGUCCAAAUCAUAUGAUGUUUGAGGUCUGGAAUCCAUUGGGGGUAGUUGGUGUCAUCACUGCUUUCAAUUUCCCAUGUGCUGUUCUUGGAUGGAACGCCUGCAUUGCGUUAGUCUGUGGUAACUGUGUUGUAUGGAAGGGUGCACCAACAACUCCAUUGGUAACUAUUGCUGUGACAAAGCUAAUUGCUGAAGUUCUUGAAAAAAAUAACUUGCCAAGUGCUAUAUUCACCUCUUUCUGUGGGGGAGCUGAAAUUGGUGAAGCAAUAGCAAAAGACACACGGAUACCCUUGGUUUCAUUCACUGGAAGCUCAAAGGUAGGUUCGAAGGUGCAAAAAUUUGUCAAUGAGAGGUUUGGUAAAUGCUUACUUGAAUUAAGUGGAAACAAUGCCUUAAUUGUUAUGGAUGAUGCCAACAUUGGGCUGGCAGUGCGUUCUAUCUUGUUUGCUGCUGUUGGUACUGCUGGUCAGCGCUGCACAACGUGCCGCAGAUUGUAUCUUCACGAAAGUAUAUAUCAAAGUGUAUUGGAUCAACUAGUUGGACUUUACAAGCAAGUCAAAAUUGGGGAUCCUUUGGAGAAAGGAACUCUAGUCGGGCCAGUACAUACUCAGGCUUCGAGAGAGAACUUUGAGAAGGGGAUUUCAACCAUAAAAUCUCAGGCAUGUUCUCUGGGGGGGAAGAUCCUUACAGGCGGAUCGGUUAUAGAGUCAGAUGGCAAUUUUGUACAACCGACAAUUGUAGAGAUUUCUUCAGAUGCCUCUGUGGUGAAAGAAGAAUUGUUUGGCCCAGUUCUCUAUGUUAUGAAAAUUAAGACUCUUGAAGAAGCAAUUGAACUGAACAAUUCGGUACCACAAGGAUUGAGUAGUUCAGUCUUCACAAGCAAGCCAGAAACUAUUUUUAAAUGGAUUGGGCCACAUGGUAGUGAUUGUGGUAUAGUGAAUGUAAAUAUACCUACUAAUGGAGCUGAGAUUGGUGGUGCAUUUGGCGGAGAAAAGGCAACCGGCGGUGGUCGUGAAGCAGGAAGUGACUCCUGGAAGCAAUACAUGAGACGUUCGACAUGUACGAUCAAUUAUGGGAGUGAACUACCACUUGCUCAGGGUCAAAGAAGGUACAUUCAGCAGAAUCUGCUGUCAAGGUUACGAGUAGCCUGCCAGCUUGAAUGUGCCAAAGGAAACCUGAACAGAUGUUUAUGA
Prunus armeniaca (apricot) is the source of this 1617-nucleotide messenger RNA. NCBI's taxonomy places the organism in Eukaryota, Viridiplantae, Streptophyta, Magnoliopsida, Rosales, Rosaceae. The record is from the annotation of a GenBank genome assembly.